AUGUCCACUACACUAUCGGUACGUAUACCAGCGGGUAAAUUAGGCACAGUUCGUGUUGAUCGAACAGUCGAUAUCUAUCCAACUUCACUAAUAAAUGAUGAAAAUAUAUCGUAUGCAAAAUCAUAUAUUCCAAAAUUAAAAUCACAACGUCAAUUAACAGCAACAUCAACGCCAUUGAUUAUUACAAAUCCUCAAGAUGAAUGUAGUUAUAUUCCAAUAAUAAAAUCAAAUAAUCAGAGUGAUCCUAAUGAUGAAGAUAUAUCUGAUAUAGCUGUUAUUUAUUCACUUGUUCGACGUUCAUCAAUACGUCGAACAUCAUCACCAAGAUUAUCUGUUUUACCAUUAUCAGUAAAUUUUAAUAUUUCUCGACCAUAUAUAGCUAAAACUUAUACAUUAGAACCACCAUUAACUCCUACCGUAUCUCAUGUAUCGAAACAAGCACAAAUAAAAACAUUAUCAUCAAAACUUUCGACUAGUAAUUUUCUUUCAAUAUCUACAUCAUCUUCGACAGAAGUAAGUUCAUCAACUCGUAUUCAAACAUCAACAUCAUUUACAAGAAGUGAUCGACCAUUAGCACCAUCAGUUUCUAUAAAACCUCGACCAUAUUCAUUUCGAAAUACAGGGCGUAGUGCUCUUGAACGACAAAUAUCAAAUAUAACAGAACGUGUAGCACAAUUACAAGAAACAUUUUUUUCUCGUCGAUCAAAUACAUCUAAUCAUCAACGAAAUCGUUCAUUAUCAAAUUUUCAAUCAACAAUAAUUAGUACAAAUAUACAUGAAUAUAAUAGAUCACAUAUACGUUUGAUCAGACCACGACCGAAAUCAGAAACUUAUGAUAAUCAUCGUCGUAUUAAUUCAGCUGGUUCGUAUGCUCAAUUAACUCUUCUUGGACAACCAAAAGUAAAUUCAAUAUCACAAACACAGAAAACAAUUCCAGUUGAUUAUCAAAAUGGUCGUGUACAAUAUCGAACACAAACUUCAAAUCCUGAAAGACCACAUAGUACAAUUAGUUCAAACUCAUUACAAACAGUAUUUGAUACAAAAAGAACACGUGAUAGUUAUGAAAAACUCCUGAAACAAUUAGAAAUCUCAAGAAAAGAACUUGAUCGUCAACGAUCAAAGGGUCUUAAUCAUCAUCCGGCAAGAAUUUUACAACUUGAAAGUCAAAUAAAACAAUAUGAACAACAAUUAAACAAAUUUAAACCUUAUUUAGAUUCCAUUGACGUAUUCACCGAUCCAUCAUCAAAUAUAUAUGAUGAUAAUGUUAUUACUCGACCACAGACGUUCAUUGAAUCAUCUACAAAUCGACUAAGCACAAAUUGGGAUUCGUUGAAUAGUAUUCCAACAGAUGAAACAUUUAAACUUCGUGAAUCAUAUGAAAUCGAUGAUGAUAAUUCUCAUACACUAUCAUCAAAUGUUCAAUCAAUAUCAUCAUUUGAUGAUAUUCAACAAUCAAUAAACACAUCGAAUUGGAUACCAUUAACUAUUUUUCUUAAUUUUCUACUCAAUGAUACAAACAGUGAUCCAAGUCAUUUAUUAUUUUACAUAAUAACUGAAGAUUUACGUAUAAGAAAAUAUGAUAAUCGUAAUGAAUUAAUUCGAUGGAUAUUUGAAAUUCAUUCAACAUUUACAAUGAAUGCUAGUCCUUUAUAUAUUGGCCUUCCUCAAUCACAAACAGACGCUAUUAAUCGAUGGUUAGAUAUUCAUCAACAAGAAACAACUGAGGAUAUAAAAAAUAUUUUUAAUGAUGCAAGAGAUCAUGCAAAAUCAAUAAUAACUGAUCGACAAAUAAUAGAUUUUAAUCAUAAACGAAAUAUUAAUAUAAAUAAUGAUUUAAAUUUAAAACAAAGUCAUUUUAUUGAAGAAAAUUUACGAUCAACAUUUGAAUAUCAUUAUAAAUCAUCAUAUAUUGAUGAUUGGAACAGUAUAAAAAAUGCUCGUAGUAUUGCAUUAAUAUGUGCAUUAGCAACAUAUUUGAAACGUUGUGAUAUUAAAAAAUGUGGAAACAUUCCAUUAGAAAAAAUUCCGAAAUUUCUCGAUAAAGAACAAAAACGUUUAUUAGCAAAAUUACAACGAACAACACCUAUAAAAAAAAUUAAAGAUCAUCAAUUAAAUGAACAUCAAUUUUUAAAUGAAACAUUAUGUCAAGUUUGUUUUAAACCAUUAUGGGGAAUAAAUUAUCAAGGAUAUUUAUGUGGAUAUUGUCAACAAGCAUAUCAUCGUGAAUGCGCAGUAAAUAGCGAAAGGUGUUCAAAAGAUCGAGCAAAAUUUCGAAAGUUUUCAAGUAAUCGAAAUCCAUCAAUUGCCUUAUAUUAUUCACUAUCAGGAUCAGUUUCAGCUGAUAAUCUUAUGCAAAAUUUAUCUAUUAUACCUAAUUCAUCAACACAAUCUCGAGGUUUUGUUCGACGUUCUGUUGGUGGAAGUAGUCCACCUAGAACUACAAGUAUGAUUGAAGCACGAGAAGGUAGUGUUUCGAAUGAUAUAUCUGAAAUGAUACCCGGUACAAAUGAAGGAAUUGAUCCAACAGAUGGAAAUUCAUCGUUUGCUGAACAAAAUAAAGUUGCAACUGUCGGUCGAUGUUCUAGUGAUCGUCGAGCAGCAUCUGAUCGACCAACUGCACCGAAAAAUCGUUCAAGCAGCAAUCCACAAAUGGGUGGAAAUACAAUUGAUGAAAUACUUAGUCAUCGUAUUGAUAGUGAUGUUAUUAAUCAACAGGAUGCCACAAGUCAACAAACCAAUUCUAUUGGAUUUAGUACAAGUCCUUCUGAAUCAGUAAUUCAACAAACAACAGAUGGUGAUAGUGAUCUUGAAGCUGAUGUAAAUACUUUACCAAAUUUAAGUGAAUUUAUUCCGAAUGAUAUCCUUCAAAUUCUAUAUCAAACCCGAGAAUGGAAAUUUCAAACAACAAUUAAUGAAUUAAUUCAUACUCAACGUACACAUUUAAAAAGUUUAAAAAUUAUGGUUAAAUGUUUUCGUGAACCUAUGGAACGUUUUCAUGGUAUGAGUCCAGUUGAACUUGAUUGUAUAUUUCGAAAUUUAGAUCAACUUAUUCAUUUACAUACUCAAUUUAAAUAUGCACUUCGUCAACAUCGUGAAGAAGCUAAAGAUCAUGUUGUACGAUAUAUUGGUGACUUAAUUCUUAAAUUUCUUGAUGGUGAUAAAGGUGAAGAAUUUGCUCGUGCUUGUGCAUAUUUUAUUGAAGAUCAAUCACAAGCAUUAAAAUUAAUUAAAAAAAAAGAACAAUCACCAGAUUUUGCAGCACUUAUGCGAAUGUGUGAGUCUAAUCCAUUAUGUCGUCGUUUAACAUUAAAAGAUUAUUUACCAUCUGUUAUGACACGUUUUACCAAAUAUAAAAUGUUAUUUGAAGCAAUGAAAAAAUUUGCCUCAGAAGAUCGUAUCGAAUCAGAAAAAUUAACUCGAUGUAUUGAAUGUGCUGAUAAAAUAUUAAAACGUAUGAAUGAAGCACGUUUAAAAAAAGAACAAGAAGCAUUAUUAAAACAAAUUAAAUCAAAUCUUGAUAUACAAAUACCAAAUGAUGAAAAAUUACAAAAUCUUCAAGAUUGUCUUGAACCAGCCAACAAUCGUUUAAUUUAUUCCGGUAUAUUAAAAUUAUUACCUGAUGCAACAACACAAAAAGCGGAAUUUGAAUGUUGUCUUUUUAAUGAUAUAUUUGUUUUUUUUCAAAAAAUUCCUAUACAAUCAUUAGAACAACGCGGCAUCGAAGAAACAUAUAAAUAUGUUUUAAAAGAACAUCAACGUGAUGCUACUAGUGGACGUAAUCAACGACCACGUACAGCUGUUAAUCCUAAUAAAUAUCCAAGUGGACAAAAUUUUAUUUUAACACCUAUUAUACGACUUGAACAUUUAUUAAUUAAGAAAAAAGCAUGUGGAGGUGCUCGUUCUUUUUAUGUCAUUGAUACAGAUAAAAAACAAUUAAUUGAAGUCGAAGCUAAUUCAAAAGAUGAUCUUGAAAAAUGGUUAGAAUGGAUUGAAAAGGCUCGACAACCAUUUGAAAAAGCAAAAUCUUUUCCAUAUUCUUCAAAAGAAAAGAGUCUACAUUCAUCUUCAUCAACAUUAACAAUUCAAUCAACGAUUAGUGAAGAACAACCAAAUAUUCAAACAAUUGAAUCAAAUGAAAAAGAUACACCGGAAUCUAUAUUCAAUUCAAUAAUGACAACUGAUACAGAAAUAAAACGUUUAUUACAUGAAAAACAAAUGCUUCUAUCACGUCUUCUGAACAUUCCUCAAGAUACAUCAAGUUUUUCUUUACAUACUAUGAAACCAAAUACAUCAUUAGAAGCAGUUACAUAUGCAACUAGUUAUCAUAAUCAAUUAAUGCAAAUAAUUAAUCAAAUACCAAAUGAAAUAGAUAAAACUAUUGACAUACAAUCUAUUUCAGCACCUUUAAUCAAACUUGGCGAACAAUUGACAUUAACUUUAAAAUUGUUAAGUCAAGAUUCAAAGAAAACAGAUAAUGAAAAUUUAGUAUAUCGAAGAAAUAGUAGUUCAUUUAAUGCAACACCAUCAAUGAAUACUGAUUCAUCUCAAACAUAUUCUGAUUUAUCAAUAUCAUCUCUUCAUUCAUCAAAAUCACUUGGUUCAGUAGUCAAUUCGUAUCAACAACAACAACCACAGCAACAGCAAUCAUCAAUUACUGAUUUAGAUGAAGCAGUUAAAUCAACACCAUUAAAAGAAUUACAAGUUGCUCGAGAUAUUGUUGAACGUUAUGAUGAAGGAGUAUUUGAUGAUGGUGCUGGAAGUCAAACUGAAGAAGAUGAAAAUAACAGUGUAGUUAUUGCUGAUAGUGAUGAUGAAGAUGAAAUUGAACAUUUUGAUUCAACCGAUUGUAUUAUGACAAAUAUUGAUAAUAAUCAACAACAAGUAAAUAAUGAUUAUUUGGUAUGUUCUGAAAAUAAUCAAAAUGAUCGAAAGAAUUCAAAUAAUACAUCCAGAGAAGGUAAAACAAUUAAUUUCGGUAAUGGUUAG
This is a messenger RNA of Rotaria sp. Silwood1, 4986 nucleotides long. Lineage: Eukaryota; Metazoa; Rotifera; Eurotatoria; Philodinida; Philodinidae. The record is from the annotation of a GenBank genome assembly.